CGGCGUCCACCCGAGUCCACCGGCACAGUAGAGCGUCGAGGUUCGUCGCGAGAGCAUCUCGUGCGGAGAAGAGAAGAAAAAAAGAAAGCGAAAACAAGAUAAUCUUUCGUCGUUAUCGAGAAACACUGGGCGCUCUCGACUACGGGGCUGCUUCGGACGACAUUCCUUCGAAUCGUUGGCUUGUCAAAUUUCAAAGAAAACAAAAGAUUUUCGUGCAUCGGGAAACAGCGAAGGAAGAAAGGUCGGUUUCGCAUCGAUACGGGGCAAAAGGAACUGUUAAUUCUUUGUUUUUAUCGGGAGUUUUGGAGUGCGCGAGUGUUGAUCCGGCCGAACUGUAUAAGUCACGUUUGGAUUGUCAGUUUGACGAAAGUUCAGCGGCUCACACAUUUCCCGGUAAAUCAUACGACUCGCGGUUGUGCUCGGGCUUGUGCGUGAACGUGGAUUCGUCUCCGAGUGCUCCUUUCCGGAGGCAAACCUACCAAGUGCUUCCGCGGUUCCUUUACUUUCGCAGAAAUCACGACACCGGUUCUACGCGCGUUGACGAGUUCGCGAAUGUACGCUGAUACACGGGGGGAUACAAAACUGUUCGGUAUCGGCGUGAAUCCGUACGCGGACGAUAGAGACUGAUUCGAGGGAACUUCUUACCUCCCGUGUGACUCGGUUUUUUUGUCGGGAUUUUGAAAUAUCAUAGGAACUUGUCAAAAUUAACGGGUGAGAUACGGUGCCAAAGAUUUUCUUCUAAGUCCAGAGAAAAGUGGAAAGUUUUAAUAUUUCCUUUUACGUGCCAAUCGUUCGAUAAUAAUCGGUCGUUGAUGGUCGAACAAGUGCGUGGACGCGGAGAUUCUUCAAGAAUUCUUCAAAACAAAUAUUGACGGUGAGAAACGGUGGUGAAAAAGAAGCACCGAAAAGACGAGGAGAUACGACGCGGGCUUUGGUAGAAGUGCGAGUUUGAAAAACGCGAAAAAAAAAUCGAUACUUCGGUCGUUGGGUGAGAAUUGAAGUGAAGAAAAAAAUAUCGGGCAAUCCUGUCUUUCCAAACACACUCGUAUCCGCUCAUACGUAAGUGAAGCAUCUUCGUGUGCGUGUUCUUGGCAUCUUUGUCCCGGCGAACAUUUCGUGAGACUCGCGGUGGAAUUCUUCGCGAUAAAACGUCGAAGGCGGUAGAGAGAGAGAGAGAGGGAGAGAGAGGAAUAAAAAAAGGAAGUAAAGAAAGGGAAGGAAAGCAAGAAAAAUAAGGAGUGUAAACAGAGAGAAGAUUCGGACGAGUGUAUAUCACGUUUUUAGCGUCCUCGUGGUUGGAGGCAAUAAUAUUGUUUCCCGCGCGCACAUCGGAUUGGCUGUAGUGGUACGACUGAAGAAUCGAACGAAACGAGUGUGCAAGAGAGAAAAAACGAGCACGAGCUACAGGAGAUAGAAAAAGAGGGGGAAGAGUUAAAGCGAGACGCGGGGCUGUUAGCCGAGUGGUGGGAGUCGUUUCAUUCAUAAAAAAGUUCUCUUUAUUACUUGGCCUGGCGCAUGUGCUAUUCCACCACGAACGUUCCAUCUGUUACUCUCUCUUGCUCCCCCGAGCUCCUCCCCCCGCCCUUCGUCGCGAAUUUACUCUCUCGUAACGUUAAAAGCACGAGGUAUACUAUUAUUAUUAGCCUUGGACAUUGAAAAGCUUCGGGUUCGAGGAUCGUGGAGAGUUGGCGAGGAUUUGAAAGCUGCUACGUGUCUGGUAAUGCACAGGUAUCUUCUUCUCAGGGGAGUCUUCCUUCGAAGGAACAUUAUAAAGCACUUUUUCAUGAAAUUUUAAAGAUCCGAGGAUCAUUCGAAAGAGGAGAAGAAGAAGAAGGGGCGGGCGAGGAUUUUCAAAUUUAUCGUAAGAAUUGAUCCAAUUGUGGAAGGACUUUGGGGAUCAACGUCGGUGAGCCGAGCCACGCUGGACUACCUCGUCGCAAGGCUUGCCUACGAGGAGACGAGUCGUUGUUACAACACAACGGCGACUCUUAACGGCGAUACGUUGAAUCGUGACUCGUUUACGACGCAAUACGUCGGUACGACGACGACGACGACGACGACGAAGCAGCGUCGUGAAAACGACGAAACGUCCGAGGACGGUUUGAUAAGCGAAGACUCGCCACUGUUCCGUGGCAAUUUGCGAGGAAGCAUGAGGGGCGAAUCAGCCAGACCGGGCAAACGUCCCCUGAGAGCGCUCUCGGCAUCGGAGAAGAUGGAAGCGAUACAGAGAGUGCACGAGGGGGAGAGCAAAGCAUCGGUCGCUCGUGACAUCGGUGUGCCCGAGUCGACGCUGCGGGGAUGGUGCAAGUCCGAGCACAAAAUACGCGGCAUGGCGAGAAACUCGUCGACUCCGGACAGCGAGGUGCACUCACCAGCCUCCUCCUCCGGUACGAAUUUGGCAGCAACGGCGAUGGCCGCGUCGACGACACACUCGAGCGAGGACGAGGCUGGUCCGGCUGCGAAAAGGGCCAAAAUCGAUCAGAGCAUGGGAGCCAACAUGCCCCCCUCGUCGUACGGGAUCAACGAGAACUCGGAGAACGACUCGAGGCUCGACGCCUCGAGCAAGAUCGAUUACAUGAGCCUGAUGACGAGUAUGGCCACCAUGAGGCCCGAGAACAGCGCUUUGCUCCUCCAACAAUUGGGACUCCUAUCCGGCGCCGGUGGAGCCAGCAACAUUGCCAAGAGCCUCUUGAGUCUCCAGACCGGAUUGCCCCACAGCAGCACCGUUGGCCUCGUCGAAAAUGGCCUCCAGUACACCAAAGCCAGUAACAAACUAUCCAGACACAGUAUAUCCGCGAUAGCCCCGACGCAAAUCGAUUCAGUUACGAAAACCGGGGCGAGGAAGAGUCUACCAGCUGCUGCCGAAGCACCGGCAACUCCGGUCCCGGCAUCCCCGAGAAAAACCAACGAAAACAUGGUCGGAGCUCCCAGAAUCGACGCCAAAAAUAAUAAAAAGGAUAACGGUAAUCCCCACGGGAUGAAAAAACCUGACGAAUCUCUGUGGAACUGGCUCACCCAACAGCAACAACUCAUGGGACAACAAUCGGCCUCUUUCAAUCCCAGCGUCGGCCCGCACGACGGAUCCUGGUUCUGGCAGUACUACAAACAAUGCGGCUUCUCGUUAACAUCACCCACAUCCAUAGCAGCCACACCUGUCGCCAAAAAAUCACCCAGCAAGACAAGAGCCCUCCUCGACAACGUACUUUGCAACAACAACAACAACGAGAACGUCAAGCGUAGCUUGAACAUGGACGAGAUCGAAGCUGACUCGCAUCGCGACGACGAACAAUCGUUAAGCACCGAAGAGGCCAUCGAACAUGGCGAAAAAUUCUUCAAAUGGCUCGACAGGUGCUCCGAUCCUGCUGUCACGAGGCUCCAGAUAAUGCAGUUCAAGUAUCUCCUUGAUAAUCUUAAAUCUUGUCGGAAGAAGACUUCCUCGGCGCCUCUGAGCCACAAGCAGAGCAGGAAAUAGGCUAAUUCAAGGGGAUACGCCACUUGUCUUUUUUCGUCUUAGAGCUCGAUUCGACGACUUCGUGAUUAUUGUUGUUAAUGGAGACCGAAAUUUAGCCGAUAUUUUCACUUAUUUUUCACCUUCGUUCUUACGACCACGAGGAAUCCGGUUUUUGGCGAAAUUUUCACUAUUCUCGUUUUAUUUUACUUUUUUUUUUUUUUCAUAAUCAAACCUCGCGUCGAUUUCGAUUGGAAGAGGUCACUUAAACUUUGCCAAAAAAGAAAAAAAAAAGCAAACCGGUUUGCUUGACACGUAACAACACUCGGUAGAAAAGAGAAUCAUUGGAAAUCGAUCUUCGGAUUGUGAAAACGGAAUAUUCACGUUAUUCAUGGCGGUGGAUCCUCGCGAUUAGUGAAUCUCAUAUAGUUCAUAAUUCAAUGAAUUUUUAUACUCCGUUUCGAAAUGCUCGUAUCGAUUGCAUAAUUCAACAGUCGAUUGAACUCAAAGUUUUUUUUUCUUUUUCUCAACUUCAUCAGUUUUGUGAUCGAUCUUCAAAUAUUUCAAUUUUCUUACCGCUUUUCAUCUUUUUAUUAACGCAUUCAAUCUCGACGUUGGUGCAAUUUCAGAGUCACGAAAACUCGUGGUAGACUUGAUUCAAGAUUAUCUUGUUAUUUUAUUUCCUGCUUUCUUUUUUGUCGGCUAUCGAACUACAUUCCUUUUAAUAAAUCUCUCUUAAAACUUUGUAUUAUUCUCGUACUCGUUAUGGGAUCGCGGCGCAAUGAGAUUUAAGGGGAUCGUUCGAAAAUCCCGGUACUUUCAAUACGUAAAUUCGAGUCUACCAAAGAGUUUCACGUUCCAAAACCCAAUGUAUAUAAAAACAAUUCAAAGAUAUAAAAAAUAAUGGGAGAAGCGAGAGCGAGAAAGGAUAUACCAAAUUUGUAAUUGAUGAAAAAUUCGUACGGUUUAAGUUUACGAAUGCUGAUAGCAGCGAGAUUUAUCGUUAUUCCAUUGUAAUAUUUAAGUGUGCGAAUGGCUUUAAAUGAGAGAGAAUGUACGUGCGAAUGUCUGAGCGAGUGUCUCUUCGAAGCGCGAGUAUCGACUCUGAAGUUUAAUUUUCCAGAACAACAACAAAAAGCAGUAUAAAAAUAGUAAUAAUAAACCGGAGGACGAAAAACUUGUCGAAUACUUAUAAAUUCUUAAAGUGUCAUAACAAGCGUGAAAUCGCAUUAAAAAUCAUCUUCCGAUGGCAUUUGUUAAUAAUAAAUAAUGAAAAGUAAACAAACACGUUGGUGCAAAAUUAUCGUCCGAUGUGAGGGUCGGUAGUCAAGGUCCAAACUUCAUAUCAGUAGCCCUUAAUUCAAACAAACGAUUCGUUCUCGAGUCGAGAGAAAAUUUCGAGAGAGAGAGAGAGAGAGUCAAGAAAUUAUUGAAAAGACAAUGGUCACUUGUAUUCCUUCGUGAAUCGAAGACUUUUUUAAAUCCUACAUUUAAAUAAAUAAUUGGGAGACGAUAAAUGGCUCGAAUUUUCUCUCGGUGUGAACGAGAUUCUUCCGUGACAUAUAUAGAGACACGAAUAAUAAACUAAUUGAAUCGGAGCAUCGGAAUAUAGCCAAAAAAACGGUGAUGAAAAAUGGAUUGAAUCAACAGAAAAUAACUCACCAUGUUGAGUGGCCUUUCAGGUGGCUCGUACUCCAGGUGAUCACUCACAAAGUUCGCACAUCCCUGCCAAGUGUAAAGCUCGGGAUAGAGCAGUGUACUCGGCCUUAUGCUGGUAGAGACAAAUUUCUGCAAAAACAAACGAGGAACAAGUAAGGCUUGCAAUUUGAUAUUUUAAUAAUUUAAAGACAUAAAAACAAAACGAACAGGAAGAAAAAGUGAAAAAAAAAACAAUUCUCUCGUAUCUCGUGAUAUUAUUAAAGAAUAAAAGAGAAUAAUAGAAAAAAUGAUCUUUUGUUUUUUCCUCUUCUUUUUAUUAUCGUGCCGUGCGCUUCGUGCAUUUACGUCCAGUGUCGCUGAACUAAAUACGCACGAUAUUUGAAUAAAUAUCGCGUCACGCAGCCCUCUGAGGUGACAUUGAAAAAAAAAAUUAUAAUAAUAAUAAUAAUAAUAAAAUUAAGAAAUUCAAAUUAACUGAGUGGGCUCGUGACGCAAUAUAUUAUUAUUAUUAUAUAUAUACAUAUAUAUAUAUAUAUAUGAUAAAAACUGUACAUUGUUAUUGCGUCAAAACUUUAUGUAUAUAUGCGAUAUUAUUGACGUUGUGUUAAGAAAGAAAAGAGUCGCGUGUUUUUACCUCGUCACUGUCGGCGUCGAAAAUGUUUCUCAAAAAAGAUAUCCGAUAAUUCAUUGAAAUUCGUCAAGUCCCGAGCGAGAAAAUUGUACAAGCAUAAUGAUUGUUAUAUCCGAAUUAAUAGCGAGCUCGUUUAUUCUCGAUUAAGUAAGAAAAAAUUAAAAAAAUAAUAAUAAGAAUAAUAAUAAUAAUUAAGGAAAACAAGUAACGAAGAAAAAGCAUAAGAUAAAAAAAAACUCAUGGAGGAUUCUUUAAUCGACAUCGAUAAAAAGCCUCAUCAAUAGAUUUCGAUUCAUGUUUUAAUUUUUUGUUUCGUAUUGUUUGUUUUUUUUUUUUUUUUUUUUUCGCGGCGCCGAGAGAACCUGGCCCAUGGCAAAGUAUAUUUAUAAGAAAAACCAAAGCGAAGAUUAAACGUCGUCGUGGACGUGCGACGAUUUUUUUAUGUAUAUAAAAACACGAUUUGUCCGUGCGAUCCGCGCGCAUUAAAAACACGUCUACUUUUAGCGCAUGAAAUACGAAGAAAAAAACGAAAAAGCAGGAUCAACAUCAACCGCAACGUAUGAAUAAAUGUAUAGCGAAGUUUAUUUUUAUUAUUUAGAAACUAGAGAAAAUGAGGGGAAAAAACGAGAGUCGAGUGUAUUAGAAAAAAUUCCUGGUAUGCAGUUAAUUAUGUCGGUUAAAUUAAACGAUUGAAUCCUAGAAAGAAAAAA
This is a messenger RNA of Venturia canescens, 6448 nucleotides long. RefSeq names its product protein distal antenna (gene dan). NCBI's taxonomy places the organism in Eukaryota, Metazoa, Arthropoda, Insecta, Hymenoptera, Ichneumonidae. Bases 2150 to 3472 code for a protein of 440 amino acids. Gene Ontology annotation, molecular function: DNA binding. The transcript has a single exon. The record is from RefSeq and is a predicted model, not a curated record.